This is a messenger RNA of Scatophagus argus, 3319 nucleotides long. Its product is annotated as myb-related protein A-like. The record is from RefSeq and is a predicted model, not a curated record. Gene Ontology annotation, cellular component: nucleus. Gene Ontology annotation, biological process: regulation of DNA-templated transcription. Gene Ontology annotation, molecular function: DNA-binding transcription factor activity, RNA polymerase II-specific; RNA polymerase II cis-regulatory region sequence-specific DNA binding. NCBI's taxonomy places the organism in Eukaryota, Metazoa, Chordata, Actinopteri, Scatophagidae. The coding region runs from base 329 to 2017 and encodes 562 amino acids. The transcript is spliced from 14 exons.
UUAGUUUUGUUGGUAAAAUGUUAUUUUAUUUCUAGUCAAAAUCAAAUGAUUUUAUUAGUUAGAAAAUACACGUUUCUUUUCCUUUCGUUUGUUCUCCCGCUGAGAAAGGUGACUUCCUGUAUAAAUAAAUAACAUGGAUAAAUAAGGGCCUUCUGCAAACAACGGAAAGUGACGGAAUUGUCGGUCUCGUCCAAUCAGAGGAGAGUCCUUGUGUGCUGUGAUCGGAGCGCACGAGCUUUUGGAGCGGUGCGGUCUCGAGCUGGUCUUCCUCUUCCACCAACCGCCGCCGCAGCAGUUCAGUGUGUUGGUCUGCAUGUGAGCAGCAGUGAUGAGCAGCAGAAGCCGCAGGUCCUGUACAAAGAGUCACUCCAGCUGUUUGGGACGAAAAGGGCUGGAUGGACGAUUUUCCAGACUGACUCUACAGAAGCCUGGAUGGACAAAAGAGGAGGAUGAGAAGCUGCUCAGAUUGGUGAAAGAGUUUGGAUCAAACAGCUGGUCUUCAGUUUCUCCCCAUUUUAAAGGUCAGAGGUCACAGGCGGAGUGUCAGCGGAGGUGGCAGCAGAUAAAGAACCCAGAGCUGGUCAAAGGUCCCUGGACUCAGGAGGAGGAUGAGCGGGUGAUCGAUCUUGUCCAGAAGUACGGAGUGAAGCGCUGGUCGCUUAUUGCCAAACACCUGCACAGUCGUAAUGGGAAGCAGUGCCGCGAGCGCUGGCACAACCACCUGAACCCGACAGUGAAGAAGAGCAGCUGGACGCUGGACGAGGACCGCAUCAUCUGUCAGGCCCACAGACUGCUGGGAAACCGCUGGGCCGAAAUCUCCAAACUACUGCCCGGCAGGACUGAUAACUCCAUCAAAAACCACUGGAACUCCACCCUGAAGAGGAAGGUGGAGAAGGAGGGAUACCUGCAUGUCUUACACCUCCACAACUUCUCCAUCACCUCCUCUGACUCCUCCAACUGCUCCUCUUUCUCCAGCAGACGAGCAUCCAGCACAGCCAAGCAGGCCGACAGUCUGUCCACCCUGAAGGACGAAUCCAGCUGCACCUCCAUCGAUCAGAGCAUGCGUGGACACCAUAGCAACCACGCCCACCUGUCCGUCUGUGUCGCCGCCUCCUCCUCAGGUUACAGCUCCGCUCUGAGCAUGUGCGAGCUGAAAACCAGUAACCCAGAGACCUGGAGCCAGUGUCUACAGGAAGGGGCCUCAUCGCUGUCCACCCGCCUGUACAGAGACGCCUCCGAUCCAACAGUCAUCGAUCUGAGCAGGACUUACGUGACAAGUCUGAAGGAUCAGCUGGGGAACACUGAACAUGGAGCCUCCUUCAUGGACUCCACCUCCUGCUGGAGCAGAAGGAGCCUGCAGGGAGCUCUGAGCUUCUCCCCCUCUGAGUUCUUCAGUGUGUGUGGUGCUGAUGAUUUGAAGUUGCAGGGUCCAGUUCUCACCUCCACCCCCAUCUGUUCCCUCAAACACUCCACCAACACCACCCACGAAGACUCCUGUAUGCACUGCCGUCACAGACACUCCACCCAGACAUCCACGGAGAUCAGAGAGCUGCUAAUGUCAGCUCCUCCAACACCGACGCCGCUGAAGAUCAGCAGGCAGGACGAGGUGUCAGUUUGUCCGAGCAGGAUGAUGAACCUGCCGUGGGAGGAGCACAGUGCUGAGGCCUACAGCCAGCUGUCGAGCAGCAGCUCUGAGGUUCAGGGAGAGAGUCUGCUGAGCCCCAUCCUGCAGGUCCACACAGAGUCCAGCUCUGUCUCACAGGUCCGCACAGAGACCAGCUCUGUCUUACGGGAUCAGGGGGAGUCCAUCUCCUCCAUGCAGCAGCAGGUCCAGCAGACAGAGUCCACCUCUGCGCCAGGCUGUGAUGACUUUGGCUGCUUCCUGUUGGAGGGACAGAUGGAGGUGUGGUGGUCCCAGCAGACUGUGGGUUACCUGCACUCUCCAGAAUGUCCUGCGUACAGACUGAACCCCCUCGAGGUGAGGACGGAGGUCUGUGUGGCUCCGGAUCAAACAUGACCACCAUCAGCAUGUGCAGGUCUGACUGCACUGUUUCUGUGACGGUUGUGUUGGCAGCUGAGCGGUGACCUGCAGGUGGUGAUGUUUGGGAAAACAGACGAUCAGCUGAGUCUGACGGAGCAGGCCCGGCUCUACAUGGAGGCCUGAUCCCCGUCUGGCACCGGCCCGUGAGUCCGCCGCCACACUCCUGCCCUGAUGUGAGUGCAUAAGAGUCUGAAUGAGCUUUGCUGAACACCCUGAGGAUCGGUUCAGGUGGUUUUCCAGGGGUCCAUUCCACAUCAGGUCGCAGCCCAAACCAGAGUUACUUUGACUGGUGUUGAGUUGUGACAGCCAGAUGAGGUCCUGGUGGUCGUGUUGAGUUUGAGUUCACAUCGCGGCUCCAAAAAGCUGAUGUGAUGUGCUUUUCAGAGAAACUUACUUCCUUCACCGUCAUCAUCGGCAGCAGUUUUUAUGUGAGAGAAAUCAGCUCCUUUCAUUAUUCUUAUUAUUGUUAUUAGAAACUGAUUAUUACCAGCCUGCUGAGUCAUCCUGUGAAUCAUGAGUCAGCAUUUUAUUUGUAUUUUAGUCUGCGUACCUUCACUGCACUGAGUCGGUUUAUAAAACUGAUGUUUUAUUUAUUUACUUAGCAGUUAACAGGAAACUUCAGCCGUUUUAUCAUUUGAUUUUAUUGUACUUUUAUUAAAACUGCCUUUUAACAAAAGCAAUUUUUUUAGAAUUUUAAACCAUCUUUUUAAUGUGUUAUUUCUCAUAGUUUUCCUGAGGAUGUCAGAGCUGCUUUGUAGAUUUAAUAUACUUUUAAUUUCUACAUAAAUUCUAGAUUUUGGAUUAUACCGUCUUUAAGCAUUGAUGUACACGCUGACUUAUUUAUGUGUUUAUUUCUUGAAAUGGGGCUACUCGAUAUUUAAAAUGCUCAAAUCUUUUUUUGUUUUUUACACUUUAUAUUUCAAGCUAACUUUUGCACUUUUGGCACUUUGGCUUUUUGAAUGUUAUUUUAUUUUUUUCAACAAGAAAAAUAAGCCUUAAAUUUCAGAACAGAAUUGAACUGAACUGAAUUUAUGUAGUGACUGAAUAUUCAUUUAAAUUGGUUGUUGUAAUUAGAAUGAAAACAUAAUUAGAGAGAAUGAAUUCAGUCAACAUUUUUUCAUUUAUUUAACUCACACACACGAACAUCUGAGCAGGAUUUUAUUUGUCAGUCUGUUGGAUUUUCUGCUGUCACACGUGAUGUGCAAUUAAGUCCACUGAGUGAACGUGACUGUUUUUGAUUUGCUGAUGAAUGUUAAUAAAAAAUGCUCUGGACUGUUA